Aspergillus terreus NIH2624 is the source of this 1341-nucleotide messenger RNA. Its product is annotated as putative longevity-assurance protein (LAC1). Gene Ontology annotation, cellular component: membrane. NCBI's taxonomy places the organism in Eukaryota, Fungi, Ascomycota, Eurotiomycetes, Eurotiales, Aspergillaceae. Gene Ontology annotation, biological process: ceramide biosynthetic process. The record is from RefSeq and is a predicted model, not a curated record. Gene Ontology annotation, molecular function: sphingosine N-acyltransferase activity. The transcript is spliced from 4 exons. The coding region runs from base 1 to 1341 and encodes 446 amino acids.
AUGGCCAAGGACGUUUCGUCGCCCGCGCAAUCGGUCUCGGAUUUGAAUGCCUGCGUUUCCUCUUCCAAUGGCCACCACCGUCCGGCCGCCAAAGAAACCACGUUCCGUGAAUGGGUCGUGCAAAACCAAAUCGGCAUUUCCUUGACCACCCUGUCCAUGCUGUUGGCCGUCCACCACCUGUACCCAUCGCUCCGCCCAUACACCACGCCAUUUUUCGAAUUGUCGUACUACCAGCCGUCGCAAGGCGUCUACGUCCAAGGGUGGAAUGACGUUUAUUUCGUCGCCAGCGCCGCCAUCGCAUUCACCGCGAUCCGCGCCAUCACCAUCGACUGGAUCCUCCGCCCCGUGGCCAGCCGCUGCGGCCUGAAGCGCAAGACCUCUGUCCGGUUCGCUGAACAGGGCUGGCAAUGGCUGUACUACGCGUUCUUCUGGACCUUUGGAAUGUAUAUCUGGUCCAACUCCCCCUAUUGGAUGGAUUUCCGCGCCAUCUGGUCGGAAUGGCCUGCGCGCGGCGUGUCCGGGACCCUGAAAUGGUACCUCCUGGUGCAAUUGGCCUUUUGGGUGCAGCAAAUCUUUGUUAUCAACAUCGAAGAGCCGCGGAAAGACCACUACCAGAUGUUCACCCACCACAUCAUCACCAGCACGCUCCUGGGCUCCGCCUAUAUCUACGGUUUCUAUAACGUGUCCAACGUGGUGAUGUGCCUGAUGGACAUCGUCGACCUCCUGCUGCCGACCGCCAAAAUCCUCAAGUACCUCAAAUACGAGCGAUGCUGCACGGCCGCCUUCGUCAUCUUCAUGGUCGGCUGGCUGAUCUCCCGCCACAUCUUCUACCCGCUGCUCUGCUGGUCCAUCUACAAGAACGUGCCGGCGGCCAUGUUCUACGGCUGCUACUCGGGCACCACCGCCGAGAUGAUUUCCACCGACGGCUACCCCGACCAAUUCACCUACCUCUUCUACCCCUUCCUCAACAUCGACGGCCCCAUCUGCAUGAACCGCACCAUCAAGUGGAUCUUCCUCUCCUUCCUCCUCGCCCUGCAGACCCUCUCCCUCAUCUGGUUCACCAUGAUCGUGCGCGUCGCCAUCGGCGUCCUCCGCACUGGCAACGCCGAGGACUCGCGCAGCGACGACGAAGAAGAAGAGGCUGCAGUCGAUGCCGCCGCCGUCGCGGGCAAGGACGGCGCCAACGGCAGCGCUGUGCCCGCCGACGUCGCCGCCGCCGAAUGGCGCCGCGCCAACGGCCCGUCGACGGUGCGCGCCCGCGGCCGCGGCCGCGUCCGCCUCGGCGAACAGAGCGACCGCAAGGCGCUCCUCGGCCGCAUCGGAUGCGACAAGCCUACCUAG